Pleuronectes platessa (European plaice) is the source of this 696-nucleotide messenger RNA. RefSeq lists its product as uncharacterized. The transcript is spliced from 2 exons. Lineage: Eukaryota; Metazoa; Chordata; Actinopteri; Pleuronectiformes; Pleuronectidae. The record is from RefSeq and is a predicted model, not a curated record. The coding region runs from base 277 to 489 and encodes 70 amino acids.
UCUGUCCUCUGUCCAAGAAACCGCUGAGAUUCGAUGCUGAGACCAACGAGCUGAUCAACGAGGAGCUCGGCAUCGCGUACCCCAUCCUGGACGGGAUCCCCAACAUGAUCCCCCAGGAGGCCCGCCUGCUCCAGAAAGACGCCUCCACCGCCGAGUAGAAGCCGUCCUGAACACGUGUGUCACUUGUGUAGCUGUGUCGCCUCCUGCCUCAAAGCUUGUGUAUCCAACCUCACCGAUAUCAAACCAACCCCAGUGGUGUACAGCCCGUCUGUGAGCAUGUUCUCUCUGUCCAUGAUGGUGGGACUGGUCCCCAUCGUGUCCCUCUUCGGUUUGUUCUACUCGGCGGCGGUGGACGAGAACUUCCCUCAGGGCUGCACCAGCAGCAGCAGCCUGUGCUUCUACAGCCUGCUGCUGCCCGUCACCAUCCCCGUCUACGUCUUCUUCCACCUGUGGAGCUGGAUCGGCAUCAAGCUCUUCAGACACAACUAGGCUCCACCUCGUCUCCACAGCAGAAAGGGGACAACCAGAGAUACUGUAAACAAAAACAUGUUUAACGGUGGAAACCAGCUUGUUGAUAGGACAGAAUAAAUCCUGGAUCAUUUUGUUUAAUCAGAAAUAAAUGAUUGAUGUUAUUUGUGUUUGUUAAUAGAGGAUGUAUUCACUGCUUGGGAGGUGAAUAAAGAAAACAUGAAACAA